GACGACCGUCCGCUCGGACCAUGCGAGCAGCCACGGCAGGUUUGGAGGAAACAACGGUCUGACAGCUGAUCCCGACAAGAAGAAACAUGUGGAGGACCCAACUACUGUCACUUCUGGUUGUACUGGCACUGGGCACUGAGGUGUCCAGGUGUGAGGACGUGGGCUCUGUGGUGUCUGUAGUGGAGGCAGCGGAGAGGCAGGAGCAGGAGGCGGCCAGCGACACCAUGUCCACCAUACCGACACAAUCUCGACUCCAGAUCCUGGCUGCCCAGUUUGAGUGCUACCUGAAGAUAAUCCAUGAUCCACCACGUACAGAAGACGGUACUUUCUGUAACCGCACAUGGGACGGCUGGUUGUGUUGGGGAGACUCUGCUCCAGGGACAGUCAUGCAGAUGUGUCCUGCGUAUUUUAUAGACUUUGAUCCUAAUGAGAAAGUUACCAAAGUGUGUAAUCCUGAUGGCCAGUGGUUCCACCACCCAGAGAGCAACCGAGUCUGGACCAACUACACCCAGUGUGAGGCUUACACCAAAGACAAGCUCAAGUUCACCCUCAGUCAGUACUACCUGGCCAUGGUGGGUCAUGGUCUGUCAAUCGUCUCCCUCAUCAUCUCUCUGGUCAUCUUCUCCUACUUCAAGAGUCUUAGCUGCCAGAGAAUCUCCCUCCACAAGAACAUGUUUCUCUCCUUCAUCUUCAACUCCAUCAUCACUGUUGUUUGGCUCUUGGCUGUGACCCACAACGAGGCCACGAUGGCCAACAACCCUGUCAGCUGUAAGGUGCUCUCUGUGCUCAACCAGUACACGUUUGCUUCCAGCUACUUCUGGAUGCUGUGCGAGGGAAUUUACCUGCACACACUUAUCAUAGUGGCCGUGUUUGUCGGGGAACAGCAGCUCUUCUGGUACUACGUCCUGGGAUGGGGCUUUCCCAUAAUUCCUGCCAUCACAUAUGCUGUAGGACGUGGGCUCUUCUUUAAUGACAAGUGUUGGAUCAGCUCGAGCACAAGUCUGCUUUACAUCGUCCAUGGACCUAUUCAUGUAGCCUUGCUUGUGAAUCUCUUCUUCCUGCUGAACAUUGUGCGGGUGCUGAUCACCAAGCUGAAGGUGACCCAUAGUGCUGAGUCCACUGCCUACAUGAAGGCAGUGAGAGCCACCCUCAUCCUUAUUCCCCUGCUGGGUGCCCAAUUCAUCCUGGUGCCUCUCAGGCCUGAGGGACGCGUGGCCCAAGCCAUCUACGAGUUUGUCAUGAACCUCUUCACCCACUUCCAGGGACUUCUGGUGGCAAUUAUCUUCUGUUUCUGCAAUGCCGAGGCCCAAACAGCGCUGCGGAGGAAGUGGGCUCAGUGGAAGGUGGCAUGGGGUAAAACUGGCUGGGGAGAAAAGCCCAUCACCAACAACUCCCACUGCAACUACCACACCAACUCCUCCAUUACUGAAACCAGCCGCGCCACCGUCAGCCUGGAGUUGCCCGCUGCUCCCGAGUACCACGACAACAACCACUUCGUGCUCAAGAAGGACCAGCAAGCCAACGGGCAGCAGAGCAACAAGAAGAAAUUCAGUAACGGAGAGGCAGACGUGCCCAAGUUCAUGGAGACCAGCAACAUCUGAGCGGAGAGAGCACACAGCUGUGCAGCUGUGAGGAAAUAUGCAGGAGUGAAAAUGGAGGGGUUGUGGUUACAUUUUCACAGGACAGCUAGUAAAAAGAGCGCCCCCGGGCUCUCCCCCCGACCUAUAUCAAGAGCAUUUGCCAUAAAGGGUUGAUUCAGUGGGAAAGGUCACCCAAGUUGAGUCUAUCACACAAAUCUAUCUGCGAAGCACAAGCAAACAUGGGAUGUGCACAGACAUGCACACACAGAUUAAUUAGCAGGGACACACACACACAGGAAAAUGGAAACCUAUCCAGUCGUGUGUGUUAAUUUCAUUGAAAAAGAACAAAAUAUCUUUAGCCUCAUUCUGUUAUACUGGUGUUAUGUUUUUGUGCUCACUGUACAUGUUCUACUGCCACAAGUGAGUUUACUUACUGUACAGUAUGUUUUUCAUUUAAUGAGUGUUUUCAUAGUCACAGUGUAUUUCCUAUCAUUAACUGUAAUACUGAGGAAGGUGCAUAACCAAACCGGUCAGCCAGACAUCACGAAUGCAGAGCUGUGUAUUUCAGUGUAGCUUCUGAAAGACACUGCUUUACCUGCUCACCACUGAAUGUCACACACACAUACACACACAAAAAGAUUCAUUUAUCAUCCUUUUCCUGAAGAAAGCCUGCAUCCCCAUUCGGUCAACUUUUCAGGGACUGAUGAUGAAAACCUUUUGAUUUUCCCUCUGACAGCUGUGCUCUCAGCUCUCAAAAGGCUUUUUGGUUCCAGGUCAUGAAACACUUUUGACAAGGGACGAUCCAAGUGGUGACUCGGGCCAUACAAAGGUUUCUGCACAACGCUGCUGGAAUGUAACAAUUGGUGACAGAAUGUAAAAAAAAAAACAAGACUGUUUAGAAGUUUGUUUGGGGAAAAAAAGCAACUAUCUGACAUAUUACUAGCCCUGGUGAGAACAGGAGAGAGCAUGGCACAAGUUAACAGCUUAACAGGUUAACUUUUCAUGCCAUGAACCCCUAGAUAGACACCCAUUAAAGCCACGGCCCCCCCAUUUGGUAAAAUAUCUUAUACAUUCACUCACUGGGCUAAUUUCAGGUGAAUUGUGCAGUGAAAUUAAAGUAUUCCUCAUUAUUAUUUAUUUAUUACUACCUGGGUAAGUGGCUGGCAGACCUGAGUGCAAACAGAAUCAAAAUCUAAUGUGAGUUAACAUUUAACAUAGAGAUAAUCCAAACAUCAACUCCACAUGUAUGUAAAAGUUGUGACAUUUUGAGCCUCUGCUGAUUCACUUUCUACUUCCCGGAAAAAAAUGAUGUGGCUCAACUCUCAUUCCUACAUGCUUAUUAAACUGGGAAUCGAGCUUUGGGAAGUACAGAGGCGAUUAGCUGUGGAGUGCAAUUUCACUCAGAGGGAGUCUCCACUGCAGUAACAUCACUGAUAGAAGGGGGAUUUGGCAAAACAACAUUGCAUGCAUGAGAACAUACAGAGUGUGUAAGUGUGUGCCCGUGCUCAUCCCCUCCUUAUCUUUCAAAAAUGAGUUGUUUUCUCAGCUGAUUGCAUGAAUGUAAUUACCUGAAAAACAUAAAAGUGGGUCCAUUCACUGUGGACACGUCUCCUUUUCUAAUUUCACUUCAAUUUCUCCUGCGACACCAAAGUUCAUUCUAAUUUUGAGAAGGCACCUUCAUCCGAUAAGUAACGUUUAAUUGGCUGAAAAUGGAGGAUGGGAAUAACGCUCAAUUUGAAAAGUGUGACUUUGAUUAUAAAAUGUGAAUAUGUGGAGAAAGAACAAGAAGGCUUUGUAGAUGUAGCGUAUGCAAUAUCAGGAAGACAUGCUCUCUUGGUGAAAUCAUAAUGAUUUCCCCUGUUAAAUCUACGUGGCUUGCAACAUUAAUUGAGCUCAGUAUUAUGACGGUUUUCCUUAUGUUUUAUAAUGUGCCGUUAUUUUUGUCACCGUUGCUGUUGAAAUUGCCCAUUUUGCUAUUUAUAAGGCUUUGUAUUAUUGUUGUAGUAUGCUUUUUCUAAUAUAAUUUAGUGUAAUUUAAUGGAGAAAUGUAGAACACUGAGUAUGAGAAGGCUCCACCAGAAGGCUAGUGGCUCUCCAUCGAUUUACAAUGGAGAUCCAAAUCUUUCCUUUGCCGUGAAGUCUCCAGCGCAGCGUUCCCGUGUCCAAGUCGAUGUUUGUCUGUCCAGCUCACUUUAGGGCCUUGAGCCACCACUUGUCAUACAGAGGAAAUAUCUCGCCAGUGGUUUAUGAGAAACAUUCCAGUAAAAUGUCAAAAGAAAUGUUGAGUUGAAGCAUAUUAGCUUACUUUAUAUAUCUAUUUUUAAUGAUGACUGAUUGCCAGUUAUGAGUGGAAAUAAAGAUAACUGAAUUCAA
This is a messenger RNA of Myripristis murdjan (pinecone soldierfish), 3953 nucleotides long. RefSeq names its product calcitonin receptor-like 2 (gene calcrl2). The record is from RefSeq and is a predicted model, not a curated record. NCBI's taxonomy places the organism in Eukaryota, Metazoa, Chordata, Actinopteri, Holocentriformes, Holocentridae. Gene Ontology annotation, biological process: angiogenesis; adenylate cyclase-activating G protein-coupled receptor signaling pathway; cell surface receptor signaling pathway. Gene Ontology annotation, molecular function: adrenomedullin receptor activity; calcitonin receptor activity; calcitonin gene-related peptide receptor activity. Gene Ontology annotation, cellular component: plasma membrane. The transcript has 13 exons. Bases 87 to 1601 code for a protein of 504 amino acids.